GGUGCAGCAGACAGUGUGCCGCAUCUCGGGAGAAAGUUGCGAAGACUUUCACACCGAACUGGCAGUUGUUAUGCCAAUGCAGACCUUGGAUGCUGUCUUUGAUUUGGAGGAGAAGAUAUUAGAAAAAAAUUAUGAAGAUGCAGUUAUAACAUAUCUUUUCACUUUAAAGGGCACUUCUGGGGAUAUUGGCGAAGUUAUGAAGCGAGUUUUUGGCGACGAAGUCCUCAGUUUGUUCAAUUGGGAUGGGAGGUGCGGGAAGAAAUCGCUUUCAGAAUUAAAAAUAGUUAGCGUGGCUCUAUUUGAAAUUUUCAAACUGCAUGGACGCAUCGACUUCGAAAAGGAAGUCCGAAAGAGCGUUGAGCAAAGCCACAACAGGCAAAAGCAAAAACGCUAUUCCAAAAGAAACGUAAAGAAAUUUAUAUUGACCACUAUGAGUCACAAAAGCGGUAGUUUUUUGGAACUCUCCUCUACUGGAACGUGGAAGCACCCAUUUUCCAAGUCGAGUGUUGUAAAUACCCGGGCCCCCUGUAAUCUCUCUAGCACAUCAUCUAUGAUGGGCAUCGGAAAAUUUUCUCUCGAAAACUCGCAACGUCGACUCAUCAAUUGUUGUCGUCGUCCAAGCCUCUGCACCAUAUAGCAGAAUGGGAAUUAUGAGUGUCUUAUAGAGCUUGGUUUUUGUUCGUCAAGAGAGGACUUUACUUCUCAAUUGCCUACUCAUUUCAAAGUAGCACCUGUUGGUAAGAGUUAUUCUGCGUUGGAUUUCCAGGCUGACAUUGUUGUUAGUGUUUAUACUGGCUCCUAAAUAGACGAAAUUGUCUACAACUUCAAAGUUAUGACUGACAACAGUGACGGGAAAGCCGUGUCGCGAGUGCGACGACUGUUUGUUUGAUGACAGGAGAUAUUUCGUCUUGCCCUCGUUCACUGCCAGACCCGUUUGCUUUGCUUCCUUGUUCAGUCUGGAGAAAGCCGAACUAAUGACGCAGGUGUUGAGGCCGAUGUCAUCAAUAUCAUAGGCAUACGCCAGCAGCUGUACAAUCUUAUAGAAGAUGAUACCUUCUCUAUUUAGUUCUGCAGCUCGAAUUAUUUUCCCCAGAAGCAGGUUGAAGAAGUCGCACGAUAGGGAGUCGCCUUGUCUGAAACCUCGAAUGUUCAGUUGUUGAUUUUCUAGGUCUAAAGCCACACUGAUAUAUUCAAUCAGUUUGUUGAUGGUGGGCUUUAAUCUUUCACACAAUACUCUCGAUAGAACCUUAUACGCGAUGUUGAGGAGGCCUAUCCCACGGUAGUUGGAGUAGAUUGUGAGGUCUUCCUCUUUGUGAAUUGGGCAGAGCACACUUAAAUUCCAAUCGUGGGGCAUACUUUUGUCCGACCAUAUUUUACAA
Messenger RNA from Bactrocera neohumeralis, 1379 nucleotides. RefSeq lists its product as uncharacterized. Bases 71 to 637 code for a protein of 188 amino acids. The transcript is spliced from 3 exons. The record is from RefSeq and is a predicted model, not a curated record. Lineage: Eukaryota; Metazoa; Arthropoda; Insecta; Diptera; Tephritidae.